GCUUCUUUCCACAGCAGCAACAGUUCGUCAGCCACAUCGUUAGCUUGCUAGACAUAAUAGACGAACCAAUAAAGCUCUUUAGACGCUUUAGUGUAUAUUAGCCACCGUAUUUUAAACCCACUUCUGUCGUCUAGUUAGUUAUCCAUUUUAAUUUCAUAUUUACGGUAUUGUUUUUAUUCAUCUAGCGGGCUGGUUAAGUUAGCAUUAGCCUAGCUAGCUAACAUCUCCAACCAUGAGGUCACUAAACUACUCUCUUGUUAAUGAAGAGGAGGACUGCUGGACGGAGAAAGAAGCUCUGGUGAAAGAGGAGGAGGAAGAGGAGGUUAUCACAGUAAAACAAGAAUUAGAGGGUGAGGCCAUUACUGUGAAACAAGAAGUAGAGGGUGAGACUGUUACAGUGAAAAAAGAAGAGGAAGACGCGUUCAGAGUUAAAGAGGAAGAGGAUUUUACAGUAAAAGAAGAGGAGGAGGAUGCAGCUUUUGGGGUGAAAGAGGAGGAGGGGGAGAUGACUGUCACAUCGAAAAAGGAGGAGGGGGAAACUGGAUAUCUGGGCCCGGUUUCCCAAACGCAUCUUAAGGCAUCCAAUGGUUCUACGGAUGAACUUAGCCAUAAGAUGGUUUUGAGAGACCGUUCCCUGAUUAACACUAGAGAGAGACGGGACUAUUGUGGAUCCUCUGUGGAGUCUACAGGAGAGAUACAGGACUAUCGUGGAUCCUCUGGGAAGCCUCAACAACCUCAUGAUGCUGAAGAGGCAGAGAAGAGUCCCUCCAGAUCAGAACACCUCAAGAAACGCCUGCAGAGACCCACAGGGAAGAGAACUCAUCGCUGCUCUGACUGUGGGAAGAGAUUCACCUCCUCAGCAGGCAUUAAAAUUCAUCAGAGAACACACACAGGAGAGAAACCUUACAGCUGUGUUCAAUGUGGGAAGAGUUUUGCUGCAUCUAGCACUCUGACUCUACACCAGAGAACACACACAGGAGAGAAACCUUACAGCUGUGUUCAAUGUGGGAAGAGUUUUGGUCAAUCUGGCCAUCUGACUCAACACAGGAGAAUACACACAGGAGAGAAAUAUUAUAGCUGUGAUCAAUGUGGGAAGAGUUUUGGUCAAUUUGCAGAGCUGACAGUGCACCAGAGAACACACACAGGAGAGAAACCUUACAGCUGUGUUUUAUGUGGGAAGAGUUUUGGUCGAUCUUGCCAUCUGACUCAACACAAGAGAAUACACACAGGAGAGAAACCUUUUAGCUGUGAUCAAUGUGGGAAGCGUUUUGGUCACUCUGGAGAGCUGACAGUGCACCAGAGAACACACACAGGAGAGAAACCUUACAGCUGUGUUCAAUGUGGGAAGAGUUUUGGUCGAUCUUACCAUCUGACUCAACACCAGAGAACACACACAGGAGAGAAAUCUUAUAGCUGUGAUCAGUGUGACAAGAGAUACUCUGAUAAAAGAUAUCUGAUCAAACAUCAGAAAAUACAUACAUGAAGGAGUUGUUUCAUGACAUCAAUGAAAUAAUGUCACAAUGUAGAAUGUUUUAACAAUGUAGGAGUAUUUUAAUGAUGUCACAAUGUAGAAUGUUUAAGCAUUUUAGAAGGAGUAUUUUAAUGAUGUCACAAUGUAGAAUGUUUUAACAUUGUAGUUGGAGUAUUUUAAUGAUGUCACAAUGUAGAACCCUAAACGUUUGUCCCCUGUUCUAUUGAUUUCAACAUGAUAUGGAUAUUAGCAUCAGGGGGGAAAUCCAGGCUUUGAAUUGAAAUAGUACUAUUUAUAUGAUUUAACAAAAAGUGACUAACACAAAAAGAGCUGUGUUACACUUACCACGUUGGUGACCCACUUGAAUCAAAAUGCAACACUUCAAAAUGUAGCGAGCUGUUUUCUACAAAUUGUCCUCUAACCAGGGAUGUACACAUUACUCCCAGAUUGCGUGUGGUUUUUGAGUUGUUAGUUUUAACAGGACAUGCAACCUCAUCUUCCUCCUCUCGCACAAUUGAUUUCAACAUGAUAUCGAUGAGUUAUGACAAAAAAGUGUUGCGUUCCUUUGUUUAGCGACCCCUACAUUUUAAAUGCAUCACUCCAAAAUGUAGCUGACUGUCUUCUGCAGGUUGUCCUCUAACCAGUGAGCUUAAAGAUAUCUCCCAUUUCCAUGUGUUUUUUUAGUUGUUAGUUUCAACAGAAAGUACAACCUGAUUUCCCCCCUAAUCGAUAUCAGUGAUUUAUUGCUACUUGUCAAAACAACAGCGUUUUUGGUGCUUGUGUCCAUGGUGAGGACAACUUGGUUUCUGAUUGUCUCAAGGUUGGGCAGUCAAAAAGAUUUGUGUUUUGUGUUAAGCCAGUGCGUUCCAUGGAUCACAAAUAAUUUUGACUUUCCGUAUUAGAGAUGAGUUUUGUUUGGGCUCGUGAGUUUUAGGUAGGGAAAAAAUACACUUUUUCUUGUUUUUAAUUGUUGACAUCCAGUAGACACCAUGUUUAUAUUGUAGUUGAUUAUAAUGUGAAAUGGAAGUUGUUUUCUGUUGGGGGUGCGCAUUCUCUUAAGGUGUUAGUCUUUGGUUUUUCCAUUUAUGUUUUGAGGUUGGACUUUAGCACGUCUAGCUCGUUAGCACGUAGGGCGCACUGAUUGGUGUCACCUCGUUAGUCAGUAUGUGUUACACCUGUUCUGGCUUGUCCAUGUCGUUAUGGUUGAAUAUUGCAUCCAAAUACCACAUGUUAGGUUUUCAAUUGAUCCCAAACUGUUUCUGCACAUUGGUUAUUGAUUUGGACACGUUAAACUGUGUUUUGACAUUGGGCUAUCCCACCUAGCAAAAUGUCAUUGAAAAGACAUUGAAAAUGUGACUAUGCAACCAAAUAUUUCAUAUUUACAUUUCAUGUAACAUUUAGUAGUGAUAAUUAUUUAUGCAACCAACUGACAGUUUUUUGGUACAAUUAUAUUGACAUUGUUGCCCUGCUUUUAGAAUAUCAUGGUUAAUUCUCACAUGUGCCAAACCAAAUGUACUAGAGCAUGACAUUGGGGACUGGGCCCCGAUCCAACAACAUGCCUAUCUAGUGAACCCUGAAAAGAGAGAGAAGCUCCACAGUGAGGUGGAAAGUCACUACGAAUAUUGCGGGAGUUUCCUCUUGAAAUCAGACACGUCCGUGGUAAGGACAACUUGGUGGCUGAUUGUCUCAAGGGUGGGCAGUCAAAAUGUUUUGUGUUUUGCGUUUAGCCAGUGCAUUGCCAUGAAUCACAGUUUAUUUUUACUGCACGUUUUUCCGUUUUGGAGAUGAGUUUUGUUUGGGCUCUUUCCUAGGGGACCAGAGUUCUAGAAGCUAGUGAGUUUUAGGAUUCUUUGUGGGAAUAAUACAAAUUAAGCUUGUUUUUAAUUUGUUGUUAGACAGACACCAUUUUUAUAUUGGUGAAGGUGAAGCAUUGUAGUUGAUUAUAAUGUGAAAUGGAAGUUGUUUUCUGUUGGUGGUAAGCAUUCUCUUAAGGUGUUAGUCUUUGGUUUUUCCAUUUAUGUUUUGAGGUUGGACUUUAGCACGUAUAGCUCGUUAGCACUUAGGGAGCACUGAUUGGUGUCACCUCGUUAGUCAGUAUGUGUUACACCUGUGCUGGCUUGUCCAUCUCAUUAGUGGGAAGGUCCAGGUUCUAUUUAAGAGUGUCUGGCCCAGUGCUCUAGUUGUCUUGAUAGUUGUGGAGAGUCAACACCUUUAGUUGCUCCAUCUUUUUGGUUUGCUUCCUGUCUUUAAGUUUGUUGUAGGUUUUUCUUUUGUUUGCCUCUUCUUGGCAGAUUUAGUGGGUCUCAUGGUGGGUGGCUUUUAGGUCCCAGUUGUUGUUACAAGUCAAUUUUCAGUGGACACCCCCAUAGUGUCUAUCAGAACCACUCCUAAAAAACAAGCUUAUAUUUUGGGUUGGGUUGGAUGUUGCAUCCUAUUAAUAUUUUAAUCAAUGGCAUUUCCUUUCAAUGCUCAUUACUCUUUCAGUUGUUCUUCUUCAGUUUUUUAUCCACUAAUGUUGUGUACUAAAUAUUUAUCUUUGUUUUUUCCUGUCAUGAUGUCAUUGUGUUGCAUCAUGUCUGAAAUGUGCUGUAUAAAUAAAGCUUGAUUUGAUUUGAACAUAUUGCAAAACAAAUUAACCCAAUGAUUGACCAAUCAACAGACUCUUGGUCCAUCUUAGUAUGAAAAACAGUAUCAAUCCCACUUUCCCAGCCUACUGAAGGUGUGGUAAACACCACCCCAGGCUCUACCUGGGGCUUGAGGUGGUCUCCCACAGCUCUGCUUAUGUCAUGUUCUGUGGCCUUGCCGUUCCAUUUCUUGACGGCCCCUGCAACACAGAAAGAAACACAUUUAGUCAUAUUAUAUACAACACUCAGGGCCGGUUUCCCAGCAAAUCUUAAGCUUACUCCCAGACUAAAAGCGACUUGCACAGACUUAUCUUAAAAUAGUGGUAGAUUUAGCCUGUUCUGGACUCAACAAAGUCGAUUGCAAGAUGGAGGAUUAGAGCUACCCUAGGACUAAAUGGAAUCUCAAAUGAAUCUUUCAAAGUGGUAGGUUUAACUUCUGCUUCGUGCUGGUUGUGAGGGAGCCUGGACUAUGUGGAAUGUCUAAAUGAAGACCAACAUGCACUACAGAGGCCAGACCAGUACUAGUGGAUAGGAGUACACCUGCAUUGCUUGCUGUUUGGGGUUUUAGGCUGGGUUUCUGUACAGCACUUUGAGAUAUCAGCUGA
Messenger RNA from Salvelinus fontinalis (brook trout), 4700 nucleotides. RefSeq names its product zinc finger protein 501-like. The record is from RefSeq and is a predicted model, not a curated record. Gene Ontology annotation, molecular function: RNA polymerase II cis-regulatory region sequence-specific DNA binding; DNA-binding transcription factor activity. Bases 233 to 1483 code for a protein of 416 amino acids. Gene Ontology annotation, biological process: regulation of transcription by RNA polymerase II. The transcript has 2 exons. NCBI's taxonomy places the organism in Eukaryota, Metazoa, Chordata, Actinopteri, Salmoniformes, Salmonidae.